Molecule: messenger RNA, 1381 nt
Organism: Musa acuminata subsp. malaccensis (wild Malaysian banana)
Lineage: Eukaryota; Viridiplantae; Streptophyta; Magnoliopsida; Zingiberales; Musaceae
Product: putative RING-type E3 ubiquitin transferase C3H69
Biological process (GO): protein polyubiquitination
Molecular function (GO): metal ion binding; ubiquitin protein ligase activity
Source: RefSeq, a predicted model, not a curated record
UUGGGUAAACUCUUUACUCUUUUCUCCAUUCCACUCCUCCGGCUUCGAGUUCGUCGUCUACACUUCUUCCCUCCCGCGAUGCCGAGAAGGGUUCUUUGCAAGUACUUUGCACAUGGAACAUGCCUAAAAGCAGAGUAUUGUGAAUUUUCACAUGAUUGGAGGGAUCGAUCCAAUAAAGCAUGUACCUUUUAUCAAAAAGGUCUCUGCAUCUAUGGUAGUAGGUGCAGGUAUAGCCAUGUUGGAGAUUCCUGUCAUGAAACAUCUGAUCCGGCAUCAUCAAUAUCUCACCAUGCAUCCAGUUCUUCGCAAGUUGCUUGUCCUUUUAGAGCUUCUUUGAGCAGAGAAACUACUCAAGCAUUUAGAAUUCCAUUGAAUUUACCAGCUUCAAGCCAAUCCCAUAUCCGUCCUUGUGAGCAUGCACAAACCCAGAAAGUUGGAGCUGAUACUUUCCUGAGUGAUGAGAGCAGCCAUGUUCACGCACGCAUCGGGCCAGGUAAAAGAGAAGAGCACUCAAUGAUCGGUCAAAAAAAGAACAAGCUCCUUGAAACUCUAAAGUAUAGUCAGGAGAUAGAAUGCAGUAUUUGCCUGGAGAUUGUUUUGUUUAAACCCACAGAUGCUGAACGGAAGUUUGGUAUGUUAUCCGAGUGUGAUCACCCAUUCUGCAUUUCAUGUAUUCGGAAUUGGCGUAGGAAUUCUCCAGCUUCUGGGAUUGAUUUGAACACUGCAUUAAGGGCCUGCCCAGUGUGCCGAAAGCAUUCAUACUUUGUUGUUCCCAGUGUCACUUGGUUCUCCACAAAGGAAGAAAAACAAGAGAUAAUUGAUACCUACAAAAACAAGCUCAAGUCGAUUGAUUGUAAAUACUAUGACUUUGGAAAUGGGACAUGUCCCUUUGGAACCAGUUGUUUCUACAAGCACAUUUACAAGCCAAGUACAAAUAGGCGAAACACAUGCAGACCUCACAGAUAUAGACCCCAUCCACACCGGCACGGACAAGUAAUGGAGGGAGCGGAGCUAGAAGACGUUGUAAACCAACUUGUCAUGGGGAAUGAGUUAGCCAAUCUUGCUGCUCUAUUAGAUAUCAACGAAGGGGAAUCUGAGGAUCUUGAUGAUGCGGAUCUUGGCAGUCUACUAGCGAGUUUUCUACUUAUGCAGAUGGAUGAUGAAGAUUCACAAAGCGAUGAUGAUAAUUAUCCAUGAUGUAAUCAAAGUUGUAAUACCAGGAUAUAUAAUUUGUGGAGUCUGGAUUAGGCUCUAAAAGUCCGAGUCUGAUGAGUUUCCUGUUAGCAUUUUAUUCAGGAACUGCAGCUCAAAACUAUAAUUCUCUAGCAUUUGUUAUGUUGUAUAUUUUCGGCACUCCUUACAUUUUGUUAUAUACUUGCUG